AUGCCUCGCCCGGGCAGAAACACUUACAGCGACCAGAAGCCUCCCUACUCCUACAUCUCGCUGACCGCCAUGGCAAUCCAGAGCUCCCCGGAGAAGAUGCUGCCCCUGAGCGAGAUCUACAAGUUCAUCAUGGACCGCUUCCCCUACUACCGGGAGAACACUCAGCGCUGGCAGAACUCCCUCCGCCACAACCUCUCCUUCAACGACUGCUUCAUCAAGAUCCCGCGCCGCCCCGACCAGCCGGGCAAGGGCAGCUUCUGGGCGCUGCACCCCAGCUGCGGGGACAUGUUCGAGAACGGCAGCUUCCUGCGCCGCCGCAAGCGCUUCAAGGUGGUCAAGUCGGACCACCUGGCCCCCAGCAAGCCGGCGGACGCGGCGCAGUACCUGCAGCAGCAAGCCAAGCUGCGGCUCAGCGCCCUCGCGGCCACCGGCACCCACCUGCCCCAGAUGUCCACGUACAAUCUCGGCGUGUCCCAGCCCUCCAGCUUCAAGCACCCCUUCGCCAUCGAGAACAUCAUCGCCAGAGAGUACAAGAUGCCCGGGGGCCUCGCCUUUUCUACGAUGCAGCCCAUGCCGGCUGCCUACCCCCUCCCCAAUCAAUUGACUACGGUGGGCAGCUCCAUUGGCACGGGCUGGCCCCACAUGUACAGCUCCGGCAUGAUCGACACCGCCACCCCCAUCUCCAUGGCCAGCAGCGAGUACGGCGCCUACGGCGUGCCCAUCAAACCCCUCUGCCAUGGGGGGCAGACUUUGCCGGCCAUCCCCGUCCCCAUCAAGCCUACCCCUGCCGCGGUGCCAGCCCUGCCCGCCCUGCCCGCGCCCAUCCCCACCAUCCUCUCGAACUCGCCGCCCUCCCUCAGCCCCACGUCCUCGCAGACGGCCACCAGCCAAAGCAGCCCGGCCACCCCCAGCGAGACUCUCACCAGCCCGGCGCCCGCCCUGCACUCCGUGGCUGUGCACUGA
Molecule: messenger RNA, 963 nt
Organism: Serinus canaria (Common canary)
Lineage: Eukaryota; Metazoa; Chordata; Aves; Passeriformes; Fringillidae
Gene: FOXB1
Product: forkhead box B1
Exons: 1
Coding region: 1-963 (320 amino acids)
Biological process (GO): anatomical structure morphogenesis; cell differentiation; regulation of transcription by RNA polymerase II
Molecular function (GO): RNA polymerase II cis-regulatory region sequence-specific DNA binding; DNA-binding transcription factor activity, RNA polymerase II-specific
Source: RefSeq, a predicted model, not a curated record